This is a messenger RNA of Hylaeus volcanicus, 3444 nucleotides long. It is a transcript of the gene spz5, whose product is annotated as protein spaetzle 5. Gene Ontology annotation, cellular component: extracellular region. The coding region runs from base 737 to 1759 and encodes 340 amino acids. The transcript has 8 exons. NCBI's taxonomy places the organism in Eukaryota, Metazoa, Arthropoda, Insecta, Hymenoptera, Colletidae. Gene Ontology annotation, biological process: regulation of Toll signaling pathway; central nervous system formation; innate immune response. Gene Ontology annotation, molecular function: Toll binding; growth factor activity. The record is from RefSeq and is a predicted model, not a curated record.
GAUCGUCACGCGUAAAAUCGCGCGGGUCGAACCCUGACGGACCUUAACGUCUGGACCCAACGGCUCUGGGACACAUAUAAACCAGUGACAGUGCAGCGGAUGACCAAAGUCGCGACACACCUCCUCCACGAUCUGUCAGUGACGUCCAAUCGUGCCUUAACGCGUCGUUUUUUCCGCGGUGUUGUUCAAUAUUCAUGAAUCUCUUCCUCCGCGACGGUGUGCCAUUGUUUACCGUUUCCCAAUUCACUCGCACGCUGCGCAUCGUCCAGGAAUCUUCUCCUACGGAGGAUUAACGUUUUACCUACCUAACUCGGCCUAUUCAGGGCGCGAAGGGGGGGCAGAAGUGUGCAGGAUCGUGCAGGAAGAAGUAGAAAUUGAAGACUUCUUUCUGUAUUAGGAUCAAUUUGAGAUGAAGACCUGUGCGCUUUCAAGUCUGGCAUCCAGCUCUACCUGUCAACACCUGACUCGAUGAUCACGCAUCGCCGUUUCCGCGAUUCGAGCAGCUUGCGUGGUGCAUCUUCUCGCGGCCGCCGACACACGUGUUCUGAAACGGGCAAUCGCUCAUCGCGUCACGGUGGAUUCGUUCUACGGGACUCGGACAACGUUAAUUAUGUGAUUUAACCGUUACGUUCGUAUCGUGAUACCUGCCCUCGCCAUCGAGGACGAUAAGAGUGAAAGAAGUGAUAAACUCAACUGGUUCAAGCGGCUCGAGCUACGUCAAAGACUUGGGACGAAGAUGAGGCACUUUUUAGGGGUAUCGAUCUUUAUAUGUUUGGUGAACGCACACGGCGAGCCCUGUCUCGAGUACGGAUGUCCAGGGCGACCGCGGUACGAACUCUUCGUUCCAGCGCCUCCAGGGCACACUCCUAGUUGCGCAAAGCCUGGACAAACGUUCUGUGAAAGUCUCGAUCACUAUCCUAGGCAGUUGAUUAAAUUCCUCGUGGAGAAAUGUAGCUUCGACUUCAGCUCUGCCCUGCGGGACGAGUCCAAAGACGAUUUCAACACUUACAGGUGGGCCCCAGAUUACCCCGAGGGUUAUGAUUACCCCCCGCGGGGAGAGCAGCAAUUACACUCGCAAGCGUUACCAUUUCUGCCGCCUCAGUAUCCUCUGAGAGUGCAGCCGGCUUUAAUUUAUGGCACUCCGUCCAACGGCACUCGCCAGGAUGGUUACAGAUACGCCACGCCCGAUCAAUCGCAGAGAAAUCCGUUUCUGAGCGACGGGACGGCCAGCGUCAAGUACCAUCCUGGUAGCCAACGCGCCAACGACGGCGCCUCCUACUAUCCACAGCCACAAUCGCUGAACUCGUUUGGACAGAGUCAGACAUGGUGGGCAAACAGGUAUACGCGGAACAGCAAACCUGCGCCCCGCUCGAUUUACGAGAACCCGUUGCUGAGGUACGCCAAGUUGGCCAAGUCGCGCGACAAGAGGCAGUCGAACAAUCUAGACGCCAUCACGCUUUGUCCGACGAAUUCGCAGUACAUAGCUCCCAGGGCAGCUCUGAACAACGAAGGGAACUGGAUGUACGUGGUGAACCUCCAGGACCAGGACCAGAAGUACUCGCAACUAGUCAAAAGCGAGAUCUGCACGACGAGCGUCUGCAACGGUAUCUGCUCCCUCCCAACGGGUUACACGAGCAAAUGCCAGCAACAAUACGUUCAAAAGAGGUUAGUGGCCCUACGAGGAACCGGAAACCAACUGUACACCGACGUGUUUUGGUUCCCACACGGCUGCACCUGUCAGAUUAUGCUUAAUUAUUGAGAGCGUACGGUAUUAACGAAAGUUGGCAUAGCCGUGGAAAGAUUUCUCUGUCCGGAGGGUAACCUUGGGUCGAUCGUCCAAGGAGACGGAUGACGCAGUAUUAUGGAACUCCCGUGAUCGAAUCCCAAGGAUGAAUCGCGUGUUGUGAUGAAGAACGGAAGAGCGAAGAUUUUUUUUGCGAGGCGUCGAAGCAAUCCAAAGAAAAGGUUCACGAGGGAAAGUCGAUAUUUAAAGUCGUGGAAAAUUCGAAUAAAUGGAGUAUGAAGACGAUUGGAAAUGAGUGGAUCCAAAACGAGAGCAUUUAGAUGGACGCUGUGCGAGGUAUAUUUAAAGAUCUUUAGAAAUAUAGAAGUCUGAGAUAUUAAUCUCAUCUCGAGUGCUUUAAGCUUCCCGUUUAGUCAUUCCUUUUAUUCUAGAUUAGAUUCAAAUAUAAUUAAUGUGAAGUUUAAGUGUCUUAUAAAUCAGUAGUUUUCGAGUAAUUUAUAGUUACAAUCGAAGCGCUACCAAUGCUGCCGUUCCUACAGUUGGUACUGCAGGUAAAUUUAAAUGACUCACUGACAAUGGUAAUACAUUACAAAAGAUAUAGACUUCGAGUAGAUGAAUAAAUCUUCGACGAACAUGUUGCAAAAAUAAUAAUUAUACAUUAUUAUAAAGGAAAUUGAUGAUACUUUGCGCUCUGUCCAUCAGAUGUCGCUACCUACCUCGAAACUGUAAGUCCCUGCGAAAGAUUGCUCCAAGGACAUUGCGAACGUUUUGAAAUCAUACACGAAGGACAAGCUUCGAAAUAAAUCGAGUGUCCUCCAAAUAUUAUAUUCCAUCGCUAGAUAAUUGUCGAUAGCAGAAAUCGAUACCGGGGACGCGCGUUCUUCGAUAAAAUGGAGACGCUGGUCCUCCAGUUCGUGGUCCAUCGAUCGCCACUCAAACGAACUCCAGAAAACUCUUCCCAAAGUAACAGCGGACAUCGCUGCUCCCAGGAUCGAUAUUCGCCUUCACGCGUCGCAUCGAAUCGCCUCGAAUAACCCACGAGACCUAACUAAACAUUGACAACGUUUUCGUUCCACGUGCGACAAUUGCUUUCGUGGAAAAACUCGGCUAAUAUCGAAUGCCGCAGAUAUUGCACAUUAUUAUUCAAGUUUAUUAUUAUAACAAAGAAAGCUCGGAUAUUCUUGAAAAAUUUGGGGAAAGUUUGGGGAUAUUAGUAUCAAACAAACAGGUGGGAGGAGAGUAGUGACAUUAACGAAACGAUUGCAAUCGUUUGCGAUUAAAAAUACUACAGGGGUGAAUCAGGCAAUAUGGAUUGAAGAUGAUUGAGAAUGAUACCCAAUGACUCACGAUUCGCGAGUUAGAUUCAUCGAACGAUGACCCCAAAGUUGAACUGCAUCUUCAUUUCUCCAAAAAUAAAAUUGAUCAAUGAGCCCCCGAAUCUCCGAAUCGCCCGAAAGAAAGAUAUUCACGCUCGGCCGAAAAAGGAGAAAGGUCACGACAAGCGUAUGACCCCACGCGCGUGUUAAAAUAUUCCUCCCAUCGCGGGAGUAAAAUCGACACGGGUGUCGAGGGCCAAUUUACAAGCGAUCCGCGCUUAAGAAUAUCGCGCAAAACGGGAAGCGAUUUACGGGGCGAUCGUAACUGGUUCUCAAGGACAGAGCGAUAUAGGUUAACUCCGCGUGUCGUUGAAACGCGAAUAC